GUAAGCGGGCGCGAGAAGCCGGGAUUCACAACGGUCAUCAUGCCCAGCCUCGGCCCAACUGUCAGCCUUCCCAGCAAGACUCCACGGCACACGUCCAGGACAGUACCCGGUGCCCGUCACCCCUUUCACCCCCUGCACCAAGCCUCAGAUCAUCAGUCAUCGCCACAACCAUCACAGACACAAUCUCCACUCAGGGACAUGCCUAAAACACCAGUAACCACCUCGAAGAGCUUGAGUGGAACCCUUCCAACUUCUCCAAGUUCAACCAGCGCAAGCGGAACCUUCACCUCCCCCACCAGCCAGUCCAAAGGUCGGGAUCGUUGGGGAGGGUGGCUGGGAGGUUCCCUCAGCUCCCAGCGAGGACGCACUGAAGCCACCCGGCACCGUGCAAACUCCAGCCCCCUUCAGAGCUCUGAACCAAGAGCUUACGAUAUGACGAAGUUAUACCCAGAACUGUCGGCCAAGUUGGGGCUCACCAAACCAAACUGCAGUGACAGCACGAACAGCCACAAAAAUGGUAUUACGCAAAGAGAACACUUUACCUCAGGCCCUUUAAGCAAGUCAGAGAGUGCGAUGGAUGACUCAAGAAUUAAGGUGGUUUCCUCUGGCCAGAUAAUUAAUAAUACAAAAGGCCUUCUCGCUGCCAGACUCAGUAAUGGAGUGCAAAGUAGCAAAUCAAAUAGUGUUAAGUCAUCAAAGCCAAAGCCAAAGUGCGGGGAAAGAGGACAGAAAAGAGAAGGUCAUGGCAGGUCAGCCGGACGGACAGAAGUGAUGGCCUCACCCCAGAUGCUGUCUAACCUUGGACCUGCCGGAAAUUCUAUAAAGGGACCAAAUUCUUAUGCCUACAAUAACAAAAUCUCUGGUGUCAAAGCAGUUGGGAAGCACAGCAUCCUCGCAUGGGAUCCUGCCCCAUCAGAAGUCAUCACAGGCCUGCAUAGCCAGGCCUGGCAAUUUGACUCGCCCUUUCUCCAUAUCAUCCACGGCUUCCCCUAGUAGGAGUCUAGUCACCAGCCCCGCCACGUAUCCCCCCUCCGUGGCAGCACACCAGCCCCGUGUGGUCACUCUACCCCCUCGGAGACCACCACAACCCACCAUCACACGAGCUGCAUCAGCCACUCUCCCCGAGCCUCUCUUACGGGUCCAUUCACUACGGGAAAAAUACUACGCUUAUAAUUCUGAUCUCUUUCCUUUAGGUGUUGAGACGAGCGAGGAGAGUGACAGCAGUGACACAGAUGACAUGUGUGGGAGUCAGCAGGGCUGGGUCGACCCCACAGAUAGUUUGUGUCUAGCAAGAAGAGGCUGGGACUCUCUUGGAGGAGACUCCAGUAGCAGACAACAGCAAUGGCUUGACCCCUCAGGCACCACGCCAGCGUGGUCUUCUAAAAGUACAAGUUGUCAGCGGUCCAACACCAUCGCUGCUGCCCUGGCAUCAUAUAGACGGCAGGUUGUAGCAUCUCGAUUACGUUCCAACCAGAGAGCGUGGGAAGCUCUGAAACAGUGCCCGCUUACAAAGUCUCUUGUAGAGGCUGCGCGGACUCAUCCCCGCUUAGCUGCAAAUGCUUGCUGUCUAUUUAGGAAUUCACAGAAUGAACAUGAAUCUCCUAAAAUGAAGUCUAGAUUUAAGUCAUCUGUGUUGAUUCGUCGUGACUGCGCCUACGAUGAUGGGGGAGGAAGUGGGCCGUGUGGUGAUGCUUCCUUGCCUGGGACAAGACAUUGUAUACGGCACAUUAUGUACAAUGUGGACCAGCAGUUGUUCACCCAUUGUACUGCUCGGCACUCGGAUAACACACCUUGUCGUAUCCCGGUGUUCGAUGUGUGUCAUGAGCUUCCACUCUGUCCCCAGCAUAGCGUGAGGGAAAGUUGUAAGAAAAGCAGUGUAGAAGAGACCCCCAAACCUAAGAGAUCUCGCAAAAAGAAUAAGAUGCCAAUAUUAUCAAGAUAUGGGAAACGCAGCAAAAAGCGACGGCGGUCCUCUAACUCCACUAGCUCGGUGAUCCCUUCAACAAGCGUCAGACCUCCCAUGGCAAGCCAGUCAUCCCUCUCAUCACCUCAGCCAUCACCCACAACCCCACAGACCUCACCCCACUUCUCUGCUGCCUCUUGUACAGAUUCUGUAGCUGAAGCGGAAGCAAGUGACCUGGAGGACGACAUGGAAGGGAUGGUGGAGGGUCUGGAUGCUGCUUCUCGUCUUCUUGACCCUCAUGAUCUCCAGGAUGUAUUGAACCGUAUCCCAGAUCAUGAGCUCACUCAGCUCUUUGAUGCACCAGAAAGUAAAACCGGAGAAUUUGUGGUUGCAAGUGAAGAGAAAGUUGAGCUUGAGACAGAUCAUGGUGAGGAAGAUGAGGUUACUGCAGACUCACCACCUCCCAGCAGCAGCCCGGCUGCAGCCACACCAGCUGCAGCUUCUGCCGCCACCACCUCGCCCACACCGCCACUAGUAGAGGAAGGCACAACGCUUAGCCUCGAUGAAUCCACCCUGAAUGACCUAGUAGCAGGAAACAUCCCCAUAGAUUCAAUCAUCUCAUCCUCAUUCAACCAACAAGAACUUAACACCAUCUCUCAGGCACUAUCAAACAUUGUGCAGGAAAACAAUAUUAACCUUGCGGGAUUUGACCUCAAUGCAGGCAACUCCUUUUCCGCCUCAGAGACAGGAGGCUCUGGGCCAGUGGGGGAUGUCAGUGACAGUUCUCUGAUGUCCCAGGCGAGUGAUGCCACAAAUCAUACAGAUUUUUGUGAAGCAGGACCGCCAUUACCCGAGUGUAAAAUAAAUAUAUUGAACCAGCGACCUGGGAUCAUCACAGACACUGCCACUCUUUCACCACUAAAAUAAGACCUUUUUAAAAAGUUUUGAAUUAUUUGCAGAUUCGUCUGCUUUUGCUGCCCAAAAAUAUAUUUGAAAAAAGAUAUACUGUACUAGUUGAGAGUUUUGCUAUGGCAAGCAUCGGUACAAUAUCGAGAGGAGGACUGGUUAAAAGGUACAAUGUGAUUAACAUGAAUUAUUCCUGUGCAGUUGUGUGUUUACUUGUCAACAGUGUAACAGUGAUGUUAAUAAACUGUACAUAAUUGG
Messenger RNA from Penaeus monodon (black tiger shrimp), 3067 nucleotides. RefSeq lists its product as uncharacterized. NCBI's taxonomy places the organism in Eukaryota, Metazoa, Arthropoda, Malacostraca, Decapoda, Penaeidae. The record is from RefSeq and is a predicted model, not a curated record. Gene Ontology annotation, cellular component: nucleus.